GGCACAGCAGCGCCGCCCGCCGCCCGGCCCGGUGCUGUGUGUAAGGCUGCCCCGCCCCGCUCCCCAGUCAGUCAGUCUCGCUCCGCCCGAGUCCCCGCGCGCACGAGCCCGACGCCGCCCGCCUGUCCCCUCUACGGCCGCUCGCGGUCCCCACGCGCGCUCACUCGUGCCGCCCCCUCGGCCGGCCUCUGCAGCCGGCUCGACGACAGCGUCUCGUCUCGCGGUCAUUCCCUCCACCUCUGAAACAAUAACAAUAAUAACAACAACAAUCUCAAAAACAACGACGCUCGCUCGUCCGCGUGUGCGGCCGGCCCCGGCGAGGUGCAGCCAGUCCCCCUUUCGCCCGCCUGCGUCGCCCUCCAGCCGCAGGACAGCAAACAACGGCCCGGAGCGCUUGAUUUAAAGGUAUGAGGACCAUCCAUCGGCACUUUGUCGUACUCUGGUAGAGUAGAACGUCAUCGACGCGCAGGCAUGUCGCCACCCCCCUGACGCCGUCCUCGAAGGCCCUCCGCGGGCCGCUCGCGCCCUCUGCCGCCAUGACGACCAUGCUGAUGACGACCAUGACCAGCAUCCUGGCGUCGUCCGAGAUGUACGCGGUCGACUACGCCAACGGCAGCGACCAGAACAUGACGCACGGCAACGACUCGUUCUCGUGCAACGUCGACAUGCCGCCCACCGCCAUAAGGCAGGCCAUGGGAUACUUCUCCAUGGCCCUGUACUUGGUGGUGUGCAUCGUGGGACUGCUGGGCAACACGCUCGUCAUCUACGUUGUGCUGCGCUACUCCAAGAUGCAGACCGUCACCAACAUGUACAUUGUCAACCUGGCCGUGGCGGACGAGUGCUUCCUCAUCGGCAUCCCCUUUCUCUUCACCACCAUGCUCCUGGAGCGGUGGCCCUUCGGCAACGGCAUGUGCAAGGUGUACAUGACCACCACCUCCAUUAACCAGUUUACCUCGUCCAUCUUCCUGACGAUUAUGAGCGCGGACCGGUACGUGGCCGUGUGCCACCCGAUCUCGUCGCCCCGAGUGCGGACACCUUUCAUCUCCAAGGUGGUGUCGCUGACGGCGUGGACGGCCUCGGCGCUGCUCAUGGUGCCCGUGUUCAUGUACGCGAGCGAGAUGGAGCGGGGCGGGCCCAACAGCUGCAACAUCUUGUGGCCCGAGUCGGAGAACGUAAGCGGCCAGACUGCGUUCACGCUCUACUCCUUCAUCCUCGGUUUUGCCAUCCCGCUGGUGCUCAUCUUCGUCUUUUACAUCCUGGUGAUCCGAAAGCUCAAGACGGUCGGGCCCAAAAACAAGUCGAAGGAGAAGAAGAAGACGCACCGCAAGGUCACCAAGAUGGUGCUGAUCGUCAUCACGGUGUACGUGUUGUGCUGGCUGCCGUACUGGAUCACGCAGGUGGCGCUCAUCUUCACGCCACCCAACCGCUGCCAGAACAACUUCACCGUCACCGUCUUCUUGUUCGCCGGCUGCCUCAGCUACUCCAACUCGGCGAUGAACCCGAUCCUCUACGCCUUCCUCAGUGACAACUUCAAGAAGAGCUUCAUGAAGGCGUGCACGUGCGCGGCUGGCAAGGACGUGAACGCCACUCUGCACAUGGAGAACUCCGUGUUCCCCCGCGGCCGGGCCAAGGACGCCAACAAGAACAACGCCCUGAAGGCCAAGAACAGCUCCGGCCUGCUGCACGCGCCCGACGACGACGACGGUGAGGUGGGUCCUCUCGUGAGCCGGGCGGACCAGUCCACCACGGCCAUCACGAUGACAUCGCGCUCCAAUGUAAGCAGUGAGGUCAACAAUUCGAUGACAACCAUCAAAAACGGCACCAAAUCUGGCGCCACGUUGAUGCCGACGCAACUCUAGGACAGCGCCCAGGGACGACAGCUGCUGGUCACUCACCUGUAAGCUGCCGUCCCUGAAGAGUGUUCCGGCUCGAGGUCCAGCCCCCCCUCGGGCCGGGACCGGAAAAGACUUAGCUUCCGUGCCAAUGUGUGGUAAAAGGCUGCCAGCAUGCGGCCCUGUAUAGUAUGAAGUGUAUACACACAAUCUGGGACUAUUUUUAAGUGUACAAGAUUAGAUCUGUUUGGUUAUAUCGUCUAAGAUGAAGUAUUCGUUUUGUGUGGUAAGGACGGAGAGGCGGAAAUCAUUCCGUCUUAGCUGCAAGCAAAUUGUGGAUCAAAUUUACCCUGAAAAUGGACGGAUUAUUUUUUAAUCUCAACUUAUUGAAUCUGUGGUAGUUAGACGUAAAAGUUAAAACUUUGAUUAUCUCCAAAGAUAUUUUAUUGUUCCAUGAGAUCUUUAAAAUAUUAUAUCUGUAUGAAAAAGUAUGCAUUCGUGUGUCAUAGUUUGUUUUCAUUAUGUUAUUAUCUGUGUAAUUUAUUGAUUUAUAUUGCAAUAGUGAUGUAAGAAUGUUCCAUCAGAACUCCCCACAGAAGUAAUUUAUUAAUUUAUGAAUCAUAGGAAGGAGGAAGGUAUACCGCACAGACCAGACCAUAUCAAAUGCUGUAAGGUUUCACUUGUUGAAGAUGUGUUACUGGAUAGAGUGCGAGACCCAUGCUCUGCGUGAAUUCUAGCUCAAAAGUUUGAAGUUGAUGUUUUGUUUCUGUUUAGGUCUUUUAUCGAUUGAAAGGUAUAUUAAAUAAAACGUUUUAUUGCCUUUUUUUAUACUUAACGUAUUUGCCUGGACAACAUUUGUUUCGAUCAUUGGGUCACAUACCAGACCAAUUCAUGUAUUUAUGUAAAAACUUGUUUUUACAUAGUCAUAUCAUUUAUUCAGAAUUUAUAACCAGAUAUUGUUGAGUUCCUGAUAACCAAUCCAGCGCUGGAGCUGCCCUAUUUAUGUGAACAGUAUUAGCUAGUAUAUAGUUGUGGGAUAAAUUGUUGACCUGUUUACCUCCAUUCAUAAGAUCUAUCUGGAAUGUGAACUAGCAUAGUAACAGCGAUUAGUGCGUGGGUAGCUUAGUCUGCUGUACAUUGUUUCACGCACGUUCAGUACCUAACAUUCUAGUCUUGAUCAUAGUUAUAUUUUGCAAACUUGGGUGUAAAUGCUAUAUGUGUUAACCACUGAUGCAGCCUCAAUCUUAACUUUGUCUUUGUGAUAUGGCUCCGGUAGCCAAACUAUUUGCCAGUGUACAUGUAUCUUAAAACUAGCUAUAAAUAUAGCUAGUUCAUUAAUUUUAUAAAUGACCUGUUGAACAUUAAUUACUAAUCGAUUAAUCUGCCUCUGUUGUGAACAAAUACUACUAGACGGCUGAAAUUCCUUUUCGCAGUGAUGUACUGUUAUUUACUUCGAUUAGUUCCCAUCUCUUUUACAAAAUGCAUCGUCCAGUGUUUAAUUUUACCUCAGUUAUGGCCACCCUCUUUUUAGAAUGCAAAUGCCAUAUCUCUCUGUAAAGUUUUGGCGUCUAAUAAUUCUCUUGAUGUGCCCAAAAAUAUGUCUUUUGAAUUAAAACAAAGUCUUUUCGUAA
This is a messenger RNA of Frankliniella occidentalis (western flower thrips), 3463 nucleotides long. RefSeq names its product somatostatin receptor type 2-like. The transcript has 4 exons. Gene Ontology annotation, cellular component: membrane; neuron projection. Lineage: Eukaryota; Metazoa; Arthropoda; Insecta; Thysanoptera; Thripidae. Gene Ontology annotation, biological process: G protein-coupled receptor signaling pathway. Gene Ontology annotation, molecular function: peptide binding; somatostatin receptor activity. The record is from RefSeq and is a predicted model, not a curated record. Bases 537 to 1859 code for a protein of 440 amino acids.